CCCACACCGUCACCAACCAAUCAGAGAGCGGGUGUGUGGAGGCGGGAGGAGGAGCCAGGUUUAUGUUGUGUGUGAGCGCGCGCUGAUCCUCGCUCCAUUCAUCGGCGAAAUGGCGGAGACGGCGGAUCGGAUGGAGGUGUCCCAGGGGGAGAGCUCAGAGAAACCUGCUGCUGAGGACAUGACGUCCAAGGACUACUACUUCGACUCCUAUGCUCACUUCGGCAUCCAUGAGGAGAUGCUGAAGGAUGAAGUCCGAACCCUCACCUACAGAAACUCCAUGUUCCACAACAAGCACCUGUUCAAGGAUAAAGUGGUGCUGGAUGUGGGCAGUGGUACAGGCAUCCUGUGCAUGUUUGCAGCCAAGGCAGGGGCCAAGAAAGUCAUCGGAAUCGAGUGCAGCAGCAUAUCUGAUUACGCCGUGAAGAUCGUCAAGGCCAACAAGCUGGAUCACAUUGUGACCAUAAUAAAGGGUAAGGUGGAGGAGGUGGAGCUCCCAGUGGAUCAUGUAGAUAUCAUCAUCUCUGAAUGGAUGGGUUACUGUCUGUUCUAUGAGUCCAUGCUCAACACGGUCAUCUACGCCCGAGACAAGUGGCUGAAACCUGAUGGACUGAUUUUCCCAGACAGAGCCACGCUGUACGUCACUGCUAUUGAGGACCGGCAGUACAAGGACUAUAAAAUCCACUGGUGGGAGAACGUGUAUGGCUUUGACAUGUCCUGCAUUAAGGAGGUGGCCAUUAAGGAGCCCUUGGUGGAUGUGGUAGACCCCAAACAGCUGGUCACCAGCUCCUGUCUCAUCAAGGAGGUAGACAUCUACACGGUGAAGAUUGAGGACCUGUCCUUCACCUCACCCUUCUGCCUGCAGGUGAAGAGGAACGACUACAUCCACGCUUUGGUCACCUACUUUAACAUCGAGUUCACACGCUGCCACAAGAGAACCGGCUUCUCAACAAGCCCAGAGUCUCCAUACACUCACUGGAAGCAGACGGUCUUCUAUUUGGAUGAUUAUCUGACUGUGAAGACGGGAGAGGAGAUCUUUGGCACCAUCAGCAUGAAACCCAAUGUCAAGAACAAUAGAGACCUGGACUUCACUGUAGACAUUGACUUCAAAGGUCAGCUCUGUGAGGUGUCCAAGACCUCAGAGUACAGGAUGCGCUAAGUCUGCUGUGUGUGCAGGGGGGGUCGCUGUCCGAGGGAGAUCUGUGUGUGUGGGUGUGUGUGUCCAUUUUCCUUUUAGACAGUGAAGGACUUUUAUACAAAUUCCACACAUGGACACUUUGAGUCCGAUUACAAUGAUGACGCAAAGGCGUUUUUAUUGUGCAAUAUUUACACACAUGGUUAUUUUCUGUACUUGAGCUAACAAUGCACCACACACACACACACACACACACACACACACACACACACACACAGAGAGUAACCCACACUGUCUCCCUCUCACCUGUACAUAGUUUUCAUGUUCAGCCACUUUAACAAUGUUGUGCAGUCAUGGAUCCUGUUGUCACGGCAACACACCUGUCCCGUUUUGAUUUCUAGCGUUUAGUCGGUAAGAAGAGCCUCCUGUGACGGUUUGGUUGCUCCUCUCCAUCAGCGUGUGUCUGUGUGUUCGGGGGCAAACGCGAUCGCUCAUUGGUGUAUUUUUGAAAUUCCCUGUACUAAUCCACCAUCUUCUGUGUUUAAAAACGUGUCACGUCAUUAAUUCAGGCCAGAACCAGAGCCCGGCUGCGUGUGGGGGUGUGUCAGCGCUCCUGUUCUUACCUCUGCAGUGUGUUGGUGUGCUCAGUAGAGGGCCCUCUAAUAACGGUUUUAUUUCUCAUAAGUGUGGAGGAAAUUCCCAACCCACCCCCUGCCCCCGGUUGUGUGUGUUGGCACUUGAACACGGAGCUGCAUGUGCUCUGAGAUCAUGUUUAACUCAUCCUCCUGAUGUAUGCCUGAGACACAGCUGCUUUCUGAACACCAGUGUCCCCCUCGUCCACUUUGUCCAUCUCCUCCUGUUUGUUGGAGAAACACACAGAACUGGACUUGUCCCAGCAUCUCAAACAUCUUUCGUUUUCCUCUCGGCAGUGUUUUUGCGUGUAACGGAGACGUUGGGUUUGUGUUCAUCACCGCUCCAUUAUGUCCUUUAGAAAUAAAAUUUUCUGUAUUUGUUUUUUUUUAAUAAAACAAUAAAAUUGGGAUAAAAAUUCGUCUCA
This is a messenger RNA of Silurus meridionalis, 2189 nucleotides long. RefSeq names its product protein arginine methyltransferase 1 (gene prmt1). Gene Ontology annotation, cellular component: nucleus. Gene Ontology annotation, molecular function: protein-arginine N-methyltransferase activity. Bases 110 to 1156 code for a protein of 348 amino acids. The transcript has 10 exons. The record is from RefSeq and is a predicted model, not a curated record. Lineage: Eukaryota; Metazoa; Chordata; Actinopteri; Siluriformes; Siluridae.